CCCAGACAGAUCGCUCAUAUGUGGAGGAGCAGCGUUUCUUAUUUUUCCACAAGUAAACAGCAGUGGAAACUGCAUUACACACUGACAGGUGUGUCCAACAAGUGAACAACUUGAAAAGCCAAAAGGCCUCUCUAUGGUUCCAAGUCACUCUCUUAUCAUGGGGAAUGGUUCGAUCAAAGGCCAUCGGCUACAGGAGACAUGUCUGGCCUCCAGCAUUAAAGAGACCCCUGUAUGGGAGUCUGUGGAACCCCUGAAGAUGCGGAUUGCCCAUCUUGAGGAGGAGCUGGCACGGAGGGACCGGGAGCUCCGUGCACAGGAGAAUCAAUUACAGAGCCUUCAAAGGGAAUUAGAGGCAAAGGUGUCCCAGAUUGAUAAGCUCCAAGAUGCCAUCGGGUAUAACAGCCUCGGCCGCUCUCCACCAGCACCACUGAGACACAGCCGUAGACUACUGAGUGUGAUCAACCAGGGAUCCAUGCGCUUCCACAGAGUUGCUGUGGAGGUGCAUCGAAGGCUAAAAGCCAAAGAGGGCGUUUCAGCAGAACCCACAACAAGGCACUUCUGUCAUGACCACAGGGCCCAUCGCAGGUCGACUGAGAGACAACACAUCCGCAAAGACUCAGGCACUAAGAAACUGAUCAAUGAAGCCCUCAUGAAGAAUGACUUCCUGAAGAAGCUGGAACCUCAGCACACUAGAGAGAUGGUGGACUGUAUGUAUGAGAAAAUCUAUGGGGCUGAGCAGCUGGUUAUCCAGGAGGGAGAGCCAGGGAACUUUCUCUAUGUGCUUGCUGAGGGCUUAUUAGAGGUCAUUCAAAAUGGAAAGUUCCUGGGUCAGAUGCGUCCUGGAACAGCCUUUGGAGAGCUGGCCAUUCUCUAUAACUGUAAAAGAACAGCCACGGUCAAAGCUGUGUCUCAGUCCCAUAUCUGGGCUCUGGACCGGCAGAUGUUCCAGACUAUCAUGAUGAGAUCCACUCAGGCCAGACACGAGGAGUACUUCAGCUUCCUGCGCAGUGUUUCAUUGUUGAAAGAUCUGCCAGAAGAGAAACUUGCCAAAAUCAUUGACUGUCUUGAAAUUGAUUAUUUUGACAAAGGAGAGUACAUUAUUCGUGAAGGCGAGGAAGGAAACACUUUCUUUAUCAUAGCUAAAGGAGAGGUGUCUGUAACACAGACUACACAGGGGUUUACAGAACCACAGGAGAUUAAGACUCUUAGAGUGGGAGAUUACUUUGGGGAAAAGGCUCUCAUAAGUGAGGAUGUCCGCUCGGCUAAUAUCAUUGCAAAGGAAAAUGACACACAGUGCUUGGUGGUGGAUAGAGAUAACUUCAAUGAGAUGGUUGGAACCUAUGAGGAGCUGCAAGCGUAUCUGAGGGAGUAUGUGGAGCAGCUCUCACUGAGUGAUGAGAGGAGGAAUGCAGUGCCUCAGUCGCCCCUUUAUGAACGCUCUCCAGAGGCAGCAGAGCUCAGAAGGCUGAAAGAGAAGGCAACUGCUUUGUCCAGUACCUCCUUUCUGAAGGAACUGCAAGUUGUGGCCACUUUAGGCAUGGGAGGCUUUGGACGCGUAGAGCUGGUCAAGCUUAAAGAUUCAGAAGACACAGCAUUUGCUUUAAAGUGCAUUAAGAAAAAACACAUUGUGGACACCAGGCAGCAGGAGCACAUCUAUUCAGAAAAGAUCAUUCUUCAGCAGACCAAUUCAAACUUUAUUGUAAGGUUGUUCCGGACAUUUCGAGAUGAUAAGUAUGUUUACAUGCUGCUUGAGGUUUGCCUGGGAGGAGAACUCUGGAGCUUAUUAAGGGACAUGAGUUGCUUUGAUGAGCCAACUGCCCGCUUCUGUACUGGAUGUGUGCUGGAGGCUUUUGAUUAUCUCCAUGGCAAAGGCAUCGUCUACCGAGACCUGAAGCCAGAGAAUCUUCUUCUGGAUGCUGAAGGCUAUGUCAAAAUGGCUGAUUUUGGCUUUGCCAAAAAGAUCGGACUAGGUAAGAAGACCUGGACAUUCUGUGGCACUCCUGAGUAUGUGGCUCCUGAGGUCAUCAUGAAUAAGGGUCAUGACUUUGGAGCAGAUUGCUGGUCCUUGGGCAUCCUCAUCUUUGAACUCUUGAUUGGAAGCCCUCCAUUCACAGGCUCUGAUCCAAUCAGGAUUUAUACCAUGGUUCUUCAUGGGAUAGAGAAAGUAGACAUUCCCAAGAGGAUCAGCAAGCGUCCAGAAGAUCUCAUACGAAGACUUUGCAAACUCAAUCCAGCAGAACGGCUUGGGAAUAAAAAGAAUGGCAUCAUAGAUAUCAAGAAGCACAAAUGGUUUCAAGGUUUCAACUGGGAAGGAUUGAGACGCCGGAAGCUGAUGUCUCCUCUAAGGAGAGAGCUGACGGGACCUCUGGAUCACAGUUAUUUCGACAUGUUUCCUCCUGAGCUUGAAGAACCUCCAGAUGAAUUCUCUGGCUGGGAUAAAGACUUCUGAAAAACAAGCUGUUUCUAUGAGUCUGUUCUAUGAGCAUAGCUUUCUCAACUAACUUUUUUCAUUCCUGUUUGCUGAAGUAAGUGCUCAAAGAAGAUCUCAUGUAAUGUGAUGGUGGACAACCAAAUGACUUGUUUAUAUGGACAGCAAUCUGGUCAAAACCCAGUUAAAUGUCUGAUUAAAAGGGAUUGUUGAUUAUUGCA
Danio aesculapii is the source of this 2649-nucleotide messenger RNA. RefSeq names its product cGMP-dependent protein kinase 2. NCBI's taxonomy places the organism in Eukaryota, Metazoa, Chordata, Actinopteri, Cypriniformes, Danionidae. The coding region runs from base 134 to 2449 and encodes 771 amino acids. The record is from RefSeq and is a predicted model, not a curated record. Gene Ontology annotation, molecular function: ATP binding; cGMP-dependent protein kinase activity. The transcript is spliced from 19 exons. Gene Ontology annotation, biological process: protein phosphorylation.